UAUUAAUAAUACUGAAUAAUAUAAUCGCAUUAAGCGCGCACGUGCCUUUUUAUAUCUCGAACGUAUUAUCUUUUCAUUUAGUAAAUUAUUAACAAAAGCAGUGUAUAUCACGUCUUUAUGCGUCAAACUACUAACUAAACUCAAAAACUACGGCUUGGAUUCAUGCGGUUUUCAAAUAUAGAUAGUGCCUUUUCUGAAGAAGUUUUAUGUGUAUAAUUUAUUGCGUUCUUACUCGGGACUAGUAUUUAUACGUAAUAAUGAAACGCGAAAGUUAAAAAUUAUUUUUUGGCAAUAUUAGAUUAGACAUUCAUCUUACCUGCGUGGUACAGCACAUAAUACUUAUAUUGUAUAGAUUAAACUAUUUAAUCUUAAUACUUUUACGCCAGUAAAACUGAAUGCCUAGCCAUAGAAAUAUUAUUUUUUCUCUACGGUUUUAUGGAAUUUUCCAAAACAUGUUUUUUUUUUGUUAAUUCGGUACCUUUGGACGAAGCAAACUUGUUUUUUUUUUAAUCAUAGCGGAAGUUAUUUAUAGCUGCAAAUAAAUAUAACUUGACCAAUGACCCAAUAACAUAAAAAGCCGUAACAAGAUUUGAUCUUGUUGUAAUUAUUGCCGUUGUUAUAAAGUUUCUUUGUAGGAACUGUCAUAAGUCUUAACGUCGUAGAUUGCUAGAUCGAAGUGUAUGGAGGCAGAGCCGGGUGUUAACAGCUACCGUGGGCCCCAUGGGUAACUAUAAUCAGCCACCCUGACACAGCCAGAAAAAGUCCUCUUACAACCAGAUGACGAGCUCCAAUCUCCCGAAGGUGUCAAUCUAAAGGCUCUUGAUAUGCUUGGCUUCGAUCAUGACUCCAUAAUUCUGUCAGAGAAAGUGCCAAUCUAUCCAGAGUAUGUAGAACCCAGGCCUCCAGUGAGUGAAGACCGCAUCGUGGGUGGAACAGAAGCUGAAAUAGAGGACCAUCCUUAUCAAGUGUCAUUCAUUGUAAACAAUUCCUACUUCUGUGGUGGAAUUAUUAUCAGCGAGAACUAUAUAAUGACUGCUGCGCAUUGUGCUCAAAAUGUCGACCCUACAACUGUUGUCCUGCGAGCUGGCAGCGCCUGGCGUAAAAACGGCACAGUCAUACCGAUCGCUUCAGUGACCCCCCAUCCAGAAUACGAUAACCCCCCUUUCGACAAAGACGUGGCCGUGAUGAAAACUGUUCUGCCGAUGACGUUUGAUGAAACGAUGCAGCCGAUAGCACUGCCAGAGAGGGAAGAGCCUGUAGAUGAGGGGAUGACUCUUAUAGCCAGCGGGUGGGGGCGUAUGAUGCAAGGUGCCCCGACUAUACCGGAGCGACUGAUGGAAGUUGAGAUCCCAGUAGUGUCCUACUUCCGUUGCAUGUUGGUCUACUACAGCGUGCUCACCAGGAACAUGCUGUGCGCUGGUAACUUCUUUUUCGGAGGAAAAGGAACAUGUCAGGGUGAUUCAGGCGGCCCAGCUGUUCAGAACGGUAAAGUUGUAGGAAUUACAUCCUUCGGGCGAGGCUGCGCUCAGCCACUGUCUCCAAGUGUCUUCGCGCUGGUCUCCGCUCCCACCAUACGGGAUUUUAUCAAGGAGCAAACUGGCCUUUGAAGAAAUGUCAAGAAUCUUUAGCUAUAAGAAUAAUUUAUUGGUCAAAUAUAUCAUGUGUUAAUUGCGAAUA
Plodia interpunctella (Indianmeal moth) is the source of this 1677-nucleotide messenger RNA. Its product is annotated as trypsin-2-like. The transcript is spliced from 5 exons. The record is from RefSeq and is a predicted model, not a curated record. Gene Ontology annotation, molecular function: serine-type endopeptidase activity. NCBI's taxonomy places the organism in Eukaryota, Metazoa, Arthropoda, Insecta, Lepidoptera, Pyralidae. Gene Ontology annotation, biological process: proteolysis. Bases 825 to 1607 code for a protein of 260 amino acids.